Molecule: messenger RNA, 2341 nt
Organism: Patiria miniata (bat star)
Lineage: Eukaryota; Metazoa; Echinodermata; Asteroidea; Valvatida; Asterinidae
Product: angiopoietin-1 receptor-like
Exons: 12
Coding region: 1-1446 (481 amino acids)
Biological process (GO): protein phosphorylation; positive regulation of kinase activity; cell surface receptor protein tyrosine kinase signaling pathway
Cellular component (GO): signaling receptor complex
Molecular function (GO): ATP binding; transmembrane receptor protein tyrosine kinase activity
Source: RefSeq, a predicted model, not a curated record
AUGCAUUUUCUAUCAGUACUUGUUCGACGUGGGUUUGCUAUCACGCUUUGUUUUGUAAGGGACGAGCUUGAUGCACCGGAGACUGUAGAGAUUGGCUCGGGAAGAGUUUCCAGAUGCCGGGGAGAUGGCUCUAGAAGGAGAAAGAGAGCGACUAUCUACGAUCACAUUGGCGACAAUGGACCCCUGAAAGCCAAUACUUCGUAUACAGCUUUCCUGAGGGUGUAUGUCAUAAUGGCAAAUAGGGAAGUGUACUUCUCAAGCUCGUUCAUGUCGCCUCACAAAACAGCAGUGCCUGAGACAACAGGUACACCUACUACCAUGAUCAUCAUCAUAUCUGCCUCCGGUGCUUUCUGCCUGUUCCUCAUCAUUUUAGUCAUCAUGUGUGCUGUGAGGAUUAGGGCGAAGCGCCGUACAAAUAAUAACGAGCCAGACAACAGGGACAUAGAAUUGAGUGGAGUUUGCCACGGAACUCCAGUGGAAGCGAAAGGUAUAGAUAGUCCAGUGUACGAAGACGUAGGGCUGCCGGCCUGGGCUGCCAAAUGGCAGAUUACAUGGAAUAACCUGCUCAUUGAAGACCGUGUACUCGGAGGUGGAUUCUCUGGGGAAGUGAGAUCCGGAAAAGUUAAAAAGGGCGGAAAAACCACCCCAUCGGCUAUCAAGAUUGUGAAAGGGCGUGUCUCCCUGAUAGAUAAUCGAGAUUUUAUGGAUGAGUUUCGUAACAUGACCAACAUCGGCCACCAUCCCAAUAUUGUAGCACUACUUGGUGCCUGUUAUCAUGAAGAUGUCCUGUACAUCGCAAUGGAGUACCUUCCCAACGGUGAUCUGCGCAGCUACCUGCGCACGGCUCGCGCGCAGUCCGAGUCGGGUGGGGGCGCCCUAUCUUCGGGCCAGCUGAUCAGCUUUGCCCUGGAUGUUGCCAAGGGGAUGAAGCACCUCGCCAAGUCAAAGGUAAUUCAUCGCGACUUGGCAGCCACCAACAUUCUACUAGGGGAGGGUUUGGUGGCCAAGGUGUCUGACUUUGGAUUGUCCCGAGAAGAGGAUGUCUAUGUCGAGACGUAUACUCUCCGUAUUCCAACUCGCUGGCUGGCCAUUGAAUCCCUGACCCAUCAAAUCUACACAACCCAAAGUGAUGUGUGGUCCUUUGGAAUUCUCCUGUGGGAAAUCGCCACUUUCGGUGGAACUCCCUAUGCAUCUAUUAAGGGCAUGUCUUUGGUAGAAAGACUCGAGUCAGGAUACCGCAUGGAGCAACCAAGUAACUGCGAUGAUGAAAUCUAUGCUACGAUGCUGCAGUGCUGGAGUGAGGAUCCCAAGCAAAGGCCUACCUUCGCGAGCCUGGUUACUACUCUCGGGAAGAUGGCCCAAAAUGACAAACGACAGUCAUGCAUUGCGGUUGACCCAGCCUACUACGAAAAUUUCAUCAUCCGACCGGAGUUUGACGAUAACUAAUCCUACGAAUCUACUGGAUAUACUCCAAGGCGAAAGUUACAUUUCGCUUAUACCCACUCUCGCUUAUACCUGUGACGCCCCAACUAUGGCACCGUGCCAACUAAAGUUUGGACAGUCCUAAUUGUUUGUUGGGGCAGUCUUUAUCAAAAGUUUUUUUUUAUAGAGAAUUUUAACUCACUUACGCAGAAUUGUUUAUAUGACUUCGCAUUUCUUAAGCAACAUUUAUAUCUUAACACUCGUUUAUGCACGAUUGUAAGAACACGAAUGUAGUUGAAUACUUUUUUACGCAGAAUCAGCAUUUGGUACGUCGUUAAUGUGGAAUUGUAAAUAUACAGGUAUCGUUUUUACUGAAUACUAUGGUAAAAUGUUUUUGAAGUGCAUGCCAUGAAUCGAUUGGGUUAUUCUCUAAACAUUGCCUAAUAUUUUUGAGACCUCAUCUGAGAGCAUGAUUAAAAUUACAUGUAUAAUAUCGACAUCGUUCGCGCGUCAUUAUUAUCAAAGUAUGAAUUUGUUUAAACACAAUUAUUGUUUGAAUACUUCGUUUACGCAGAUUUACUAUUUGCAUAUAUUAGUCAUACACAAGUUUAUCUGAGUACUAAUUUAGAAUAUCGUUUGAGUUCAUGGGUUAUAUAUUUACGUAAAAUACUAUUUUUUUGGUAAUUAUUUCCCUUGAGUACAAAUAAUCGGUGACCCUACGCAAGUUUUUUUGUCUUGGUGAUUCGUUUACAAAUAACUGAUAAUUCCUUACCUUGUUUAAUAUUGUUUCUUUAACUUGCUAUCUCCCUAUACCCCAUUAAAAACAUAUCUUGUUUAAUUGUUUACCCAGAAUGUGGCAUGAGUAAUUGAUGAUUUUUACACGGAUUUUAAAUUACUUCUUUUAAUGAGGAUAUUUGAA